GGUAGCAGAGCUGGCUGGGGUGCAAACGCCCGCUCGCUCAGCCCCGAGCUCACAGAUUCAGACAGGGAGGAGGAGGGAGAGACCCAGCCCGAUGGGAGUCCGGCAGCCAGCAUUCAUCUCCUUGGUCUUGGUGGGGAUGUGGGUGACCUCCUGCCACGGUGGGGAAGGCCAGAACCCUGCAGCAGAGUGGAGCAUGAGACUCACAGGCUCUGGCUGCAGAUGUUCAGGCCUGCUGGAGGUUAACUCUAGGGGCAGCUUGGCAAGAGUUUGUAGCAGUGUUUGGAACCAGAAGGUCACAAAAAUGGUCUGUGCAGAGCUGGGCUGUGGCUCCCCCUCCAAUGACGUUCUCAUACUAGACUCAGAGCAGAAAUUCAUGGAAAGGAUGAAGCCGAACUGCCAGGGGAAUGGGACUACCCUGAAGAACUGCCACUGGGAGAAAUCCAAUUGCACGCAGGAUAUCACCGUGGUUUGCAAAGAACCAGAAAAAACCACCACUGCACCAACAACAACAACUGCACCAGAACCCACCGGCCCCCCCAGGAUGCGGCUGGUAGAUGGGAGGUUCCACUGCUCAGGGAUUGUGGAGCUCUACAUGGGAGGCCACUGGGGAACAGUCCAAUCAAGUCCAGAAAACAAGACAAAGCUGGACAGCUGGGUUUGCCGGAAGAUGGGCUGCGGUGAUGCCUUAGACCAGAAAAAUCGGUCUUUCUUGGUGAAAAAUGAAAAGCAGCAUCUACCAGUCCAUUGGGAGAUGGUGGCAUCAUGUAGAAGUGACUCUAUCCCAGACUGUUUCAACAGAACCAGGAACUCUCAGAAAAAAACUCCAGCCUCUGUCAUCUGCUCCGGUUCCCAGCCAAGGAUGAUGCGAAGGCUUGGAGACAGCCAGAGCCCCUGCGAAGGGGUCAUGGAAGUGUUCCAUGAGGGGAAAUGGCAAGUCCUGUGCGAUUCCAGUUCAUUGUGGGAAUCUAGAGGGCAGCAGGUGUGCCAAGAGCUGCAGUGCGGGAACUUCUUCUCGAGCGUCCAAGUCCAGGGUGCCAAGAUAUCGGGAGUGUCCUGCAGUGAGCAGCACAUCCAGGAGUGUUCCACUUUCCACAGAGUAACCUGCUACAAAACCAGAGUCAUGUGCCAGAAUUUCAAGCCACGCUCAGCUGGGGUGGGAGCAGGAACCAUUGUGAGCAUCCUCCUGGCUCUGAUCCUCCUUGGAGUUCUCAUCAUUAUCUGUGGACCUCCCGCCUACAAGAAACUACAGAAGAAAUACGCCAAGAAGCAGCAGCGCCAGUGGAUAGGCCCAACUGGAUUACAGCAAAACGUUUCAUUCCACCGCAACAGCACUGUCACUCUCAGGCCCCGUCAGGAAGGUCAAGGCGCACAGGGCGAGGACAACGACUAUUCUCAGACCCCUAAGAAGAACUCCUACCUUUCGGCUUAUCCAGCUCUGGAAGGGGCAAUCAGGUCUUCCAACCCUCCAGACAACUCCUCCGACAGUGACUAUGACUUGCAUUCUGCUCGGCGACUUUAGCCUCUUUCCCCCAGACAGAGGUGGGAAUCUGGCAACUGGAAAAACUGACAGAAGAGAAGAAAAAAAAUACCUGAGACGAUCCUGCACUGGAAUCAUUUCCGUGUUACUACAUGCAGCUGUAAAGGCUUUUCCCACACUGUCAGAGACCUGAGAUGGGGGAGUCACUGCAGCCCCAAAUUACAAAUCCCUUUCCAUGCAUAGGGGCAAAGAGAAUCAGGAUGCCUGCCUUCUUUUCCCCCCCAGUGACCUUUGGCAAGUCACUUAGGCCCAACAUGUCAAAAGCAUCCCUAUUUGUGCAUGUCUCUAUUUUCUGGUGUACAGCUUCAGACCCACCGGGCCUAAUUUUCAGCAGUAUUGAGCACUCACAGCUCCAGCUGAAGUCAAUGGGCUUGUGUGUUUCAUGCUAGGCAUCUAAAAUUUGGGGCACCCAUGAUCAGUGGAUUUAAUUUUACAUGUUGGUCAUUAACCUCUGUAUUCUAUUCUAUUCUAUUCGGGUUCUUGUAUUAUGCCCAUCACUAUGGUAUGUGAGCACCUUCCUAUGACAAAUUCAUCUAGCAUUCAUUGCUUGUGGUUUCUUCUCCAUUCCUCUCACUGGGAGGAAAUUUGUGUGUGUGUUUAAGUUGAUUUGUUGUUGUUUGUUAAGGGCAAGCAAGUGUAAAAAUUGUGUUUUACAUUUGGGCUGUGAAGUGGUGAUAUUUGUUUACUUAAGAUAUGUCUACAUAACAAGCUGUAGUGCAGAUCCUUCCAACAUUAAUGGAAGGUUUUUUUCCAUUGAUGCAGUUAAUCCACCUCUCCGAGAGGCAGUAGCUAGGUUGACAGAAGAAUUCUUUCAUCGACCUAGCUACGUCUACAGUGGGGGUUAGAUCAACCUAACUAUGGUGUUUGGGGUGCAAAAUUUUUCUCAGCCCUGAGCAAUGUAGCUAGGUUGAUCUAAUUUUUAAGUGUAUACCAGGCCUUAGUAGGGUGACCAGACAGCAAGUGUGAAAAAUCGGGACGGGGGUGGGGGGUAAUAGGAGCCUUUAUAAGAAAAAGACCCAAAAAUCGGGACUGUCCCUAUAAAAUCAGGACAUCUGAUCACCCUAGGCCUUAGUCCCUGGAGGAAUGGAUUGCAGAGUCUCCAUGCCUGCUCUCCCACUCUAAAUCAGUCGAAUACUUCACUAUCUUCUAAGGAUAUUGUGAAGCUAACUUAAUUAACGUCUGUGAGGUGCUCAGAUACCAGAGUAAUAAGCACCAUGGAAAAGAUUAUGAAUAAACUGUCUCCUUACAUCACUUAGGAAGCUAUGAUGAUGCAUGUUUGGCUCAGCAGAUGGCUGAAGUACCCCAGGAGUACAAUAUCCUGUGGUAAUGUGUAUGUGAGUGGGGCUGGUGUGUAUGUGUAGGGGUGUGCGUGGCUAGGUUUGUGAAGAGAAGGCAUAUGUAAGAUCGAGGCAAGCUGGAUGUGUGAUGAGAGUGGGAGGAGCUAAUGUUUAACACAAACAUGACUGAGAUAUUUAAUAAGCAAUAA
Trachemys scripta elegans is the source of this 3023-nucleotide messenger RNA. It is a transcript of the gene CD5, whose product is annotated as CD5 molecule. Gene Ontology annotation, cellular component: plasma membrane. The record is from RefSeq and is a predicted model, not a curated record. The transcript is spliced from 11 exons. Gene Ontology annotation, biological process: T cell costimulation. NCBI's taxonomy places the organism in Eukaryota, Metazoa, Chordata, Testudines, Emydidae. Bases 92 to 1519 code for a protein of 475 amino acids.